UAGGGGGGCCAGAGAGGCGCUCCGGGACCUCCGCUCUCCGCCCUCUUCCCGUCCCCGGCCCUCGCCGACUUCUUCUCCCCUCCCACUCCGGGGUCGCCGCGGCCUCGUGUGACAGGGGGAAUGAAAACAAGAAGAGCGGGGCGGAGGGGCGGGCGGCGAGCCCGGGGGCGGGACUCGCCUGGACGGCAGCCAAUGGGAAGCGAGGGGCGGGGCGCUCGGCUAGCCUCGCCCCAGGCCUGGGAGCUGAGCGGCGGGGAAGAGGGAAAGCACCCGGACUGGCGGACUCCGGGAGCCGCGGAGAGCAGCGGGGAGCAGCGGCGCUCCAUUGCAGCCCCCUUACUCAUGGCUUCCCCUAAAAUUGCUUCCCUCUCUUGGGGGCAAAUGAAAGUGCAAGGCUCUACCUCAACCUACAAGGAUUGCAAAGUAUGGCCCGGAGGCAGUCGGGCUUGGGAUUGGAGAGAAACAGGAACUGAGCAUUCCCCUGGGGUGCAGCCUGCAGACGUGAAGGAAGUCGCUGAGAAGGGCGUGCAAACCCUGGUGAUUGGCAGAGGGAUGAGUGAGGCCCUGAAGGUGCCGCCAUCCACUGUGGAGUACCUCGAGAAACAAGGCAUUGAUGUGCGGGUCCUCCAGACGGAGCAGGCGGUGAAGGAGUAUAAUGCCUUGGUUGCCCAAGGGGUCAGAGUGGGAGGCGUCUUCCAUUCCACCUGCUGACGGAGCCCACGGAGGGGAAUAAACCACUAAGCAAUGA
Messenger RNA from Chionomys nivalis (European snow vole), 748 nucleotides. RefSeq names its product adipogenesis associated Mth938 domain containing (gene Aamdc). Gene Ontology annotation, cellular component: cytoplasm. Gene Ontology annotation, biological process: positive regulation of fat cell differentiation. The record is from RefSeq and is a predicted model, not a curated record. Bases 121 to 711 code for a protein of 196 amino acids. The transcript has 4 exons. Lineage: Eukaryota; Metazoa; Chordata; Mammalia; Rodentia; Cricetidae.